AUGUCGACCACGCCCGCCCUGGACCCCGACCAGAAGCCUCGCGCCAGCUCCGUCUUCUCCGUCAGCACCCAGGGCGGCGACGAGAAGAGCCGCAAGGCCCGCAAGGGCUCGCGCGCAAAGCACAGCUGGGAGUACAUCGUCGUCGACCCAGCCGAGGACGAGGCCCCGCCGCCGACCGCGACCAGGCUGGAGAAGGAGCUGUACAGCUCCUUCACCAACAAUUUCCUGGCCGGCCAGGGCCGUCGCACAAGACAGGCCGCCAUGAAUGCGAGCCAGCACUUUCACGACCACUCCGGCAGCGAGCUCUCUCUCUCCGACCACUCUCACCCGGCCUCUGAAAGCGCCUUCUCCACCACCACCUCCAACACCCAGGCCUCGCCUGCCAGCUCACCCGCCCCGCCCUCAGCCCUGAAUGCCUCCCGCAAGCGAAAGGAUUCCGCCGCUCCCACGUCAGAUUCGGCGAGAAAAAGGCCCAAACUCGCAACUCCUGCUCCUCCCGUUACUUCCGACCCAGCCUCCAACGGCGCGACUGCGGCCCAAACCCAAACCGCCAUAGAGCCCGCUGCUGCUCCAGCCCCGGCACCACCAUCAUCGCCCUCGUCUCACCCGGCACCAGCCGUCCAGUCCGCGCACCCCGUCCAUCAGGACGACACUUCUGCCUCGACGACAUCACGUGCCCCGGACCCCCCGGCCAAGGAUUCGGCCAAGCCCAAGUCCACCGUCUUCGACGACGCGACCAACAAGACCAAGGUCAGCAAGAAGACCGACUCCAAGCCCUCGCCCGCACCGGAUCCAUCCGAGAACCGCAAGCGCAAGUCGCCGCCGCCGCCGCCGCCGCCCGAGAAGAUGGCACCCAAGGUGAAGAAGGCGAAGACGGGCACUGCCACGCCCGACCAAGCGGCGAAGUCGGCAAAAGCCGCCGCGGCACAGAAGCGCGACUCACUGCUCCAAGCAGACGGCCACGCCCAACCGCCCGCCCCGUGGACGGGCACUGCCACCCAACACCGCCCGUCGCACGCCAACCACCAGUCCGCUCACAGCAAAGCCGCCGCCGCCGCCAAGCAGCUGCAGCUGCAGGCGCAGCGCUUUGCGUACCCGCCCACGCGCGCGCAGCUGGCGGACCAGCUGGAAGAGAUUACGCACCGCGGCAUCGCCGGCGGCCCCGCCAACUUCUCGUCGGUGCGCGAGUACCGCGCCGCGUGCGCGGCCGAGGCGGCGUGGCAGGAACGCGACCAGGAAGUCGUGGAACGGAUGCUGGACAAUCCGCGCGUCAUCGAGGUGCUGAAGAGGCUGCGGGAACUCAACGACGAGAUCGAGGCCGAGAGGAAGGGAUCCAAGGGCGCGGCCAAGGGCCAUGGCAAGGGCGGCCGCAAGAGGAAGGUGUCGGACGGCUUGAUGGAUGGGGACUAA
Molecule: messenger RNA, 1410 nt
Organism: Diplodia corticola
Lineage: Eukaryota; Fungi; Ascomycota; Dothideomycetes; Botryosphaeriales; Botryosphaeriaceae
Exons: 1
Coding region: 1-1410 (469 amino acids)
Source: RefSeq, a predicted model, not a curated record